Molecule: messenger RNA, 4512 nt
Organism: Xyrichtys novacula (pearly razorfish)
Lineage: Eukaryota; Metazoa; Chordata; Actinopteri; Labriformes; Labridae
Source: the annotation of a GenBank genome assembly
GAUACUCACGUGAUAAUGACGACAAUCACCUGCGCCUGAACUUGCUAAUACCACGAGAGUUGCGAAAACAACCUGCGGGUGGCAGGGACACAGAAGUCUCAAUGUCAUGGAGGUAUACCGACGAGUCAUCAGAUAGGAUCCACAUUUAGAUAGCUGAUGCCACUACAUUCUGCCUGAUAGGAUCUUCUGCACCGAGGUAUGUCUGUGUUUCACCUUUAGAAAUGAUACUAAAUGCACUUUAGUGGGAAAUGACGCUAGCAACCGGCUAGUCAGACGGCUAACACAUUUGAUAUCUUACCAAACUGAUCUAUCACUUUACGCAUAAAGUUCUUGUUUGCUUUUUGAUAAGCUGGUGCAACAUAAUCUUUGAACUUAGGGGUGACAGACAGUCAGUAUCUCCCUGGUGAGGCCAACAGGGCUAAGCCGUCAAAGUUUACCUCCCCACGUGUAAGAACAUACUGUACUUCACUGUGGUGCACAGAUGAUCAAGAGAUUUCUACUCACUUCGGAACAUGGAACGUGUUAAGCUCGUCUUUUACAGUUGAAACCCGUAUGUUAAGCUAUUUAGUAGGGGUUUUAUCCACUUUAGCAGGGUUUUAGCAGUGAUUCUAUGCGAUUAACGAUCAUCCAAUUGUAGGAUGGAUAGAGUGGUUUGAUAAAUGUGCUGAUGUGUAGACUAACCUUCCUCAAAUAAAUCUCACAUCUCAUGUUCAUUUUCCCUCCAACCCCCUGAUCUCUCUAAGGGGUCCUCCCAAUAAUUCCCUACCCCCACACCCCGUCCCAGGUCCACCAUGUCUAACCAGCUUUGUAGAGCAGUGGAGCUGCUGAUGCGCUCCUCUUGCUGCCACAACAUCAGAAGAAGGUCUUGUUUGCAUAAAGCAGUGCUGGCACCAGCGGCUCCCUCUGGCCAUUGUACUCAAGGGAUUCCUAUCCUGAUUAGACGGGCCUACAGCCUGGACACACUCUCUUCAGGUCCUAGCCGGCUAACACUUGGUCCAUCCCCCCAACAGCCCCUGGCAGAGAGAGCAUCACCCUCUUCAGCUCUCGCACACAGGAACCUGUCAGCGGUGGCUGUGCAGGUAGGCUCUUUACUUUUGAUUUUACUGGAUUCCUCUAAAGCUCACUGAUGUUUAUAAGAACGAAAGUCGAUAAAAACAGCCCAAAUAUAUCUUCUCCCAACACCACAGCCCUGCCUCUCAUGAUGGUCUGCGAGGAUUUUGCAGACUGUUAUGGAGAUAUUACGGCCCUGUUAUCAGUUUUCUUGACAUACUUUUGUCUUGUGCUUCACCUUAAUAUUUGACAAUUUUGCGCCGUAAGAUGAUCAUUUACAACUUGACCUUUGUAUUUGUGCCCUUGUCCCAAAAGUAUCUUGGAUCUGCAUCUGAUAUAGACAGAUUUUUUUUUUUUACAUAUGUUGUAGACUGUUAGCGCUCUCUAUUAAUUGCACUUCUUUCACCAGGGCCAGUGCCGUCCCUUGUGCAGAUAUGACUUUCUGGACCUUGGCGAGGUCGAGGAAAACAUCCGCCGUGCUCAGGCCUGUAAAGCAAUGAGAUAUUUCCUUGUAGACCCUGAGCUGGCAAAACUGGUGGCCCAUCACUUGGAACCUGAGGAUCCUAAAACUGUUAUCUUUGAAUGUAACCCAGGUAUGUAUCUGCACAGUGUUAGAUAUGAGACAGAUUUAGAAUGUGUGUUUUGUGGAGUGUAAUUUUAAUGUUAUAUUAUGCAAAACAAUUUUUUUUUUGCCUAGGGAGCAAUAGAAAAUUGUUUGUACAAAUAGUUUCCUUUGUCAAAUAACAAUAAUGAGGUAAACUUGUUUUGUGUGUCUGUCUUUUUAGGUCCUGGGGUGUUAACAAAGACUCUUCUCAAUGCUGGAGCUCAGAGAGUUGUGGCUCUCGUAGGGGAUAAAACCUUCUUACAAGAUCUACAGGUAACAUAACCAUCUAUGAGCAUCGAAAACUGUUUCUAUAUGUGUGUCGUAUCAUUUCAAUUAUCAACCCCCUCGUACUUUGUGCAGCACUUGGAUGAAUAAACUAUGUUUACAUGUUGCAGGAGUUGGAAGGCCGUCUUGAUGGUCAGCUGGAAGUGGUUCACUGUGAUUACUUUAAACUAGAUCCAAUUGGUAAUGGAAAUGUAAAACCUCCCGCCAUGUUCACCGACAAACUGUUCACCGACCUGGGAAUAUCAGAAACAAGCUGGGCGGAUGGUAAGGAAAAAACAUGUUCAAACACACACACAAGCAGUACAGCUAACUACGGACACUGCGAUGAUUCAGGUUUCAUAAGGAAAGAUCAAUUCCUAAGCUUGAUGGGUUUUGGGUUAAAAGAUAAAAUAACAGCAGCUACAAGAUUGCAUUAAGCUACACACAACCUUCUUGACUCAAAACAGUGUAUUGUGUAGAUAUGAAAUGUGUGUUCUGUUUCUAACUUUAUGAUAUCGGUUUCUCUGCAGACAUCCCAGUGAAGGUGGUGGGCAUCCUGCCACAGCGUAAUGAGCGGGGCUUGCUACUGAAGAUGGUUUAUGCUUUGUUUGAGCGCCUGUCUGUCUUCAGAUAUGGAAGAAUAGAGCUGAACUUCUUCAUGAGCGAGAAGGAAUAUUUGGUAAAAGAUUGAUAUAUUUUUUUCCUCUUUAUUUGUUAGAAUUAUUUUAUUAACCACCGGGUAUAACCAGCUUUUUUGCAUACAUGUAGAUAGUUAUGAAACAGCCCAUUUACAGAUAAGGUUACUGCUAAACCUGUCUGGUUGACGACGUUCUUCUUUGAAAGAUAAUUUGAUCACCUAUUUUUCAGAAACUGGUGUCACCUCCUGGAGAUAUGAGGAACUACAGAGCUUUCAGUGUCCUUUGGCAGAUGGCCUGCGAUGUUGAACUGCUGCACAAGGUACAGUAUGAGGGGAAGGUGGGGAAGACAUUCAGUGUCAUUGCUGAAGUAUCAAAAUAAUACAGCUGAAAUUCAAACUGUUCACAGCAACGACAGAAAAGCACAUUUGAAUGAAAAUGUAGUAGUGACUAAAAACACUCCUAAUAAACAAAUUCUUGGUGUAAACAACAGAGAAAAAUCAAAAUAAUGUAGGUAAUGCUAAUUGAAUGACUCAUCAAGUUCAAGUUCACAACCUCAUUUUCUUUGUCUGUGCAGGAACCAUGGGGGUCAUUUGUGACAUCCUCUAGACAGGGUGCAUCUGUCCCAAAAAGCAUGGUAAGAGAGAGAGAAAAGAGACUUAACAACAGUAGUAUAAAGUGGGAUGGAUCCAUCUGUUAAACACCUACUCUAAAUGUCUGCUUCUGUCUCUCGCAGCUUCCCAAUGACCACCUGUGCCUGGUGCGCCUGCGUCCCCGGGCUGAUCUGUUCUCUGCAGGUCUCAGUCCUGCUAAUGCUUCAACUCUGCUCAUGAUGAUCAAACAGUGUCUGGCCAAGAGAAAAGCCAAGCUUAUUGACAGACUCAAGUAAGUAUUGCUCUAAGAACCAAUCUUAGCUGAAGGAUUAAAGAUUCUCCGAGCAUAUUUGUCAUACAGUGGAAUCGCACGUCUUUUUCUCUGGCUCAUUUUCCCUCUUUUGUGUUUCUUUUAGCCUCUGGUCACCAGAUAGUGGGAGUAAGCUGUUGUCUGAGAUAGGCCUUCCAGAGGAUGUACUGACAGGCCACGUAUAUCCACAAGAGUAUCUUAGACUAUUCCAGCUAAUGGACAAGAGUCAGGAGUUUACACAGAGCUGGCUCUAUGAUGAGAUUCUAGAGAACACACAGAGAGAAGGCUGGGGAUAAAACAUACACACACAUUGAUAUAGUUUUUUAGAAAGAAAAUAAAAUGCAAACAAAAAAAUGUACUACAUAAUUUAAAGUAUUUAAUACAAAUGAUGUAAUGUAUGCUGUUGUGACAUAGACACUUAAAAGAUACAGGCACAAUUGAUAUAUAAGAAUGCAGAAUAGCAAGGCUGCAAAAAUACCUUUGUUACAAAAACAUUUCUUAAAAUGAUGUAAAUGUUUGUGACUCACUGAGCUGAUGGGAUAUGGAAGGAUUACUUUAAAUGUAUUUUGUUCAGGACUUGGAUUCCUAUGAAAUGAAACAGGAGAUAAAUUCAAGCUUAAUGGUUCUUUGCUGUUGAAUCAGACAUUUUUCUGCCAUCUAUUGAUUUAGAAAAUAGUUGCAGAAUUAAACUCUUGGGAUUAGUUUCAUUAUAUUAAUGAAAACUGUCAAAAGCAUGCCUGAGAAGCUCCUUAAAGUUUAAUGGCUGGACCAGGUCAUCAAGAGCAUCUUAUAAUAAGGAAAGUUACCCAUACUUAACUCAAAUGCAUGAAGGAAGUGCAGUGUUCACAUGUAUUACUUAAUAUAACCACCAAACAACAGCGCAAGCAAGGAGCAGUAGGAAUAUUUUUACUGAAUGGCCUGUAUAUUUUUUUGUAAAAGUGUUGCAAUAAGCUUCUCUUUAAACUGUGUGUCUUCAUAUAACUAUACUGUAAUGAGAGUGAUGCUUGUGAGAUGAAGAAAGGUUUCUGCCAUAUACGAAUAAAUGAUUUCAACAAA